Messenger RNA from Egretta garzetta (little egret), 2816 nucleotides. It is a transcript of the gene DEPDC1, whose product is annotated as DEP domain containing 1. Lineage: Eukaryota; Metazoa; Chordata; Aves; Pelecaniformes; Ardeidae. The record is from RefSeq and is a predicted model, not a curated record. The transcript has 11 exons. Gene Ontology annotation, biological process: intracellular signal transduction. Gene Ontology annotation, cellular component: transcription repressor complex; nucleus. Bases 36 to 2408 code for a protein of 790 amino acids.
AGUGGAAUGAAAUUACGAAAUAUUUCCGAGCAGGCAUGCCAUUAAGGAAGCACAGGCAACAUUUCAAAAAACAUGGAAGCUGUUUUACUGCAUCAGAAGCUGUAGACUGGCUCCAUGAAGUAUUAAGGAAUAACAGUAACUUUGGUCCUGAAGUUACUAGGCAGCAGACUGUUCAGUUAUUAAGAAAGUUUCUCAAGAAUCAUGUAAUUGAAGAUAUAAAAGGGAGAUGGGGAUCUGAAAACUUAGAAGACAACGGUGUGCUGUACAGAUUUCCCUCAACAUCUCCAGUUAAACCUCUACCAACCUCAUGUCCGCCAAAAGAGAACCUGGAAAACUUCUCUAGAGACAAAGAAAGACUUUUUAAACUGCCACAUUUAUCCAGGAGAACUUUUAAAAAACAUGAGUUGCUACAGUCUCUGGAGAACUUAGAAAAAGCAAAACUUGAUGUAAUAGAAGAAAACAAGGAAGACACACUGCAUAGGAAGGAAAUAAGCCAGGAAUAUGUGCAAGAAACUUGGAGAAAUAUCAUUCUAAUACAUUUGCAAACCAUUUUAGGCCUCCCAUCUUUGGAUGAAGUUUUGCAGCCAACACAGAUAAUUCCUGAGUAUGUCAUAUACAACAUGACUAACACGAGCAAACAUGGUGUUGUUAUUUUGCAGAAUAAAUCAGAAGACCUCCCUCACUGGGUGUUGUCAGCUAUGAAAUGCCUCGCAUACUGGCCUAGAAAUAAUGACAUGAGCCAACCAACUUACAGUGGCUUUGAACGGGAUGUAUUCAGAACGGUUGCUGAUUACUUCCUCAAUCUCCCUGAACCAUUACUUACUUUUGAAUACUAUGAACUUUUUGUUAAUAUUUUAGUUAUGUGUGGCUACAUCACAAUUCCAGAUAUAUGCAGUGGAAAACGUUCUGUCCAGGAUGAGAAAUGUGACCCACAACCUUCAAAAGUUCUUCACUUGAACUCUUUCAAAUCAACUGAAUGUCUUCUUCUAAGCCUACUUCGCAAAGAGCCUGACAAAAAACAGAAAGAAUGUGAAAUUUCCAGGAAGUCCUUUUCAGAAGAGCUAACUAUUAAAAAAGAAUGUGCAAAGAAAUUGCUGCAAUAUGAACUGACAUGUAAACAAGGCAGGGCUAAUCUAAUGGGAGGAAGUUGCCAAAAUCUUUCAGGUUUCAGGAAUGACCAAGAUCCACAUCCAAAAUUUAGGACAAGAUGUUACUCUUUGGAAAGAAUUGGAGAUACUGCCUCAAGUGUAUGUAAUAAAGGAGAAUCUGAUUCUCUCAGGCAAAGUGAUGUGAACACCAUCCUGGGCACAAGAAGUGGAAAACAAUCACUACCGUAUGAGCGUAAAGCUAAUUCUGUAUUGAAGCUUGGUUUCGAUAACACAUGUCAAAAACAAACUCAUGGUAUCAAGAGAGUGUCUGCCUCAACUCUUCAGGAUAAAGAGCUGUUUAAUGAAUACCCUGAGUCAAAGCAAAUACACAGGUCUCUGAGUUUACUUGGCAAGAGGAACUCUAAAAGUUGUGCUAGCAUUAAUAUACCAGUUGCUGAAAUCACAGUAAAGCCAAGGUCUCAACUUUGUGGGCAAGGAAAACCAAAUGCCUCUGGUAUGGCUUCUUCAGUGGACAUCAGGACUGAGGUUUCUGAUAUCACCAUCAAAAAGAGAGUCUGCAGAAGUACCACAGAACUCUCAGAAUACUCUUUCACUCAUUCUUAUAUGUUGACUGGCACGCAAAAUCUGCUUCAGCCUCAUUUAGAAAGGAUUGCUGUUGAAGCACUACAGAUAUGUUGUUUGUUGCUUCCACCACCAAAUCGUAGAAAGAUUCAGCUCCUAAUGCGUAUGAUCUCUCGGAUCAGUGAAAAUGUUGAUAUGCCACGACUGCAUGAUGCGAUGGGCACGCGUUCCUUGAUGAUACAGACUUUUUCUCGAUGUGUGCUAUGCUGUGCAGAAGAAGUAGAUCUUGAUGAGCUACUUUCUACACGAUUAGUUUCAUUUCUAAUGGACCAUCAACAAGAAAUAUUUAAAGUACCAACUUACCUGCAGGUUGCAGUGCGAGAUCACAUAGAAUACAUGAGGAUGGCUCAGUGCAAAUAUCCAAAGGAAGAGGUUUGUGCCAUAUUGCCAACGUAUUCAUACUGCAAACAAAUAACUCCUCAGGAGUUUGAAGAACAAAAGGUUUCAACCUCUCAAGCUGCAGUGGCAGAGCUCUUGGAGAACAUUAUCAAAGAUAAAAACUUGUCUGUGAAAGACAAAAAGAAAAAGUUAAAACAGUUUCAGAAGGAAUACCCUCUAAUCUACCAGCAUAGAUUUCCAACUACAGAAAACGAAGCAAUGCUAUUUGAGAACAAACCCACCAUCAAACAACCAAUGCUUAGCCUAAGAAAACCAAGAUUUCGUAGCCUAAGAUAUUAAUAUCACCACAUUGCCGCUGCUUUUUUACUUGAUGGACGUAUGUAUGAAUGAUUUACCAAAGGGCACUUGCUACAGAAAUUUGAUGGUGGCGCUGCAUGUAGAAGGAAGAAAUGUUUACAUGGACACUAUGUUGAAAGGUGCCAAAAUAAUUUUUUUUGUGCCAAUAACUUUUGAAUGACUGCUAAGAGAGAAAUAAAUAUUUAUCUGUUUACAAAUUAUGACAAUAUAUUGUGCUCAUAAAAAAAAAUGUGAAAAUAAGCCUGAAGCUAUUAGUAACCAAAAGUUUAUAUAUGGUUUUCGUAUGGGAAACUAAUGAUAUGCAUAUUGUUGUAACUUUUUUAUGUCUGUUCAGGAAUUCAUGCCUAUUAUUAUAGUUCGUGUAGGUUUUUAAACAUCUGUAUGUUGUGA